CCCCCGACGGGAGGAGGCGGCGUGUGUGUGUGCGAGCAAAGGCCGGGGAAAACAUGGCGGCGCCCGUCUUGAGAGUGUCCACCCCACGGUGGGAGAGAAUAGCCCGGCUCCUCGUCUGCCUCUUAGGGAUCCUGCUGUCCUUGUACGCGUUUCACGUGGAAAGUGAAAAGUCGAGGGAUGCGAAUUAUCGGGCCAUGUGCGACCUGAGCAGUUCGAUAAGCUGCUCCAAAGUCUUCACCUCCAGAUGGGGUCGAGGAUUUGGAUUGUUGGGAUCCAUCUUUGGUAACAACAGUGCAAUAAACCAGCCAAACAGUGUCUACGGACUUUUCUUUUAUGUCUUUCAGCUGUUAUUGGGUAUGACGGUGAGCGCGAUGGCCGCCCUGAUCCUCAUGACCACGUCCAUCGUGUCAGUGAUAGGCUCGCUUUACCUGGCCUACAUCCUCUACUUCGUCCUGAAAGACUUCUGCAUCAUCUGCGUCACCACAUAUGCACUGAACUUCAUUCUGCUCGUCCUCAACUACAAGCGACUGGUGUACUUGAAUGAGGCCUGGAAGCAGCAGCUCCAAGCCAAGCAGGACUAAAAACAACAACAAAAACAACAAAAGAAGUGAAAAGUGAAAAAAAAGAAAAAAAAAAACAAGGAUAAGUGAAACAAACAAGGAAAGAAAUGUGACCUCUGAACGUUUUGACUUGCCACCAGGAGACCUUGCUUCCAAACAAAUGUUUAUUCUGCCGUAUAUGUCACAAUAAAUUACAGAAACAAAAAAACAAAAGAAAAUACACGACCUGAAGAAAGUUUAAAAUCCUAGGGGCCACAGUUCAUUUGCAUUGACGAAGGAAGGAUUUGAAGCAGGAAAAAAAUAAGGUUUUGUCCUUUUUUUUUUCUUUCUUUCUUUUUUCCUUUUUAAUUUUUCGUUGUUCUGUUUUUCUCCCCUCGUGAGAGACGGGGCUGAGAGAAGAGGAGUCGGCAGAAACAUCAUGAACGCACUUGCAGAAUAAAAUCGACUAUGAAUGCGGGCAGAGCAGGAUGUCCUGUGGAGAAAAAUGGGGGGGGGGGGGGAGUGGGGGGAAAGGAACGUGUGAGGAAAAAGCGUAGGACUUUCAAAUGGUGCUUACUUGAAUCCAGCAGGAAGAAGGUUCCUGUAGACCUGAGCUGUACACUGAACUGAAUUAUGGGCUUCAAUAUAAGUGCAUGAUCAUGAGGUUUAUGUACGGUUCACAGAAAUAAUUCCAUUAAAACACAUAAAAAAAGGGUAAACACCGUUUAAAAAAGACAAUAAAUUGUAAUUUUUUUAUGUUUACAGUAUGUUUUUUGCUUUCUUUUUUCGAAAGAGGACCACUAAUUUUAAAAACAUGGGAGAAUGCGAUACAUAUGUAUGUAGAUCAGAUUCACUAGAUUUACUUUUCUUUCUUUGUUUUGCAGUUCUUUAGCUAGUGUUGAAGUUUCCAGACUAGUGUGUGCAUUUAGCAUCGAGGGAAGAAGGAAAAAAGAGAGGACAAAGAACAGCAGCAAAACAUCGGAUGAGGACGAACAAAAGACAAGUAAAGCAGCUUAUUUUAUGAAUCAGAACAGCUUUUUCAUCUCGUGUUGUAAAUCUGCACCAACCACCGAAAGUUUUUGUUUCUUCUUUAAUGCUAUUGGGGAUGGUUUCGUAGGCACCAAGCAAGACUGCACCAACACUGUUAUUUUAUUUUUAAUUUAAUUUUUUAAAAUGUAAUUUUUUUUGUUAUUGAAAAUCUAUAGUGUCGGGUCAGGUGUUGUCUUUUGAGAAAAUUGUCCACCCCACAGUAACGAUAAAGCUAACUGUAUGCUACUGUAGCGCUGGAUGUCCACCCUGCUCCGGACGGCUCAUGGGACAAGCAGCCUCUUCUGUACUCUUUUGUAAAUAACUCUUGUAUGUAGGCAUUCCUGAUCACACAGUAACAUUCACUAGAGAAUAAUGUGCCUAAAAUAUCAAUUUCUUUUUUUCUCUUUUCUGAAUUUCUUUUUUUGUCCUUUACUUGGACUGUGUUGUACUUCACUCUGUUCCUCCUUUCUUAAGUAUUAUUGUGUUUUCUAUUCUAGUUUUUUUUUCUCUUUUUAGCAACAAAAAAUUGUCAUUUUUUGCUUAUAAUCUCUUUUUCUUGCCUGUCACUGGCCCUGUCAGUCCCAUUGUAUAAAAACCCACAUGCUUACAACUAGUUCCUGAGCAGUGCGUUUGUAAAGCAGUUGAGAAUGUUACUAAAUUAUCUCUAACCACUUUGCCCACAUUUACAACUGCUGUAUUACUCCUUUACAGUUUUCUUGGGGAUGCUGCUGUCAACAGUCCGUUAUAACCCCUACACUACCUGCUGUAUAGUCUUGUCUUGGAUGUGAAACUACAUUACCCAUAAUUCAGUCACACUCAGACACUACCUCUCAGUAUUUCCCCUCGUUGGGUCUCCUGUACCAAGCCCUUAGGCAGAGAGGGCACAUGGGUCUCUGUUCCACUGACCCUUUUCCCUGAUUGGUGAACGCAGUGUGUCUAUUAACGUGGGUGACGUGGGCGCAUUAUGUUUGGGAGCAAAGUACAGUGUGUGGUGUCAUUUGUGUCUGUGCGUAUGAUUUUGCUGGUACUGUUUAAAUGAAUGCUUGUUGUUAAAACUUUCUUGUUAAUCUGAUCUCUAAUGGGUGUCACUUUCUGCUGAUCCCCCCCUUUCAGCCAUGUCAUGUGUUACACUCGAAGGUUGAGCGCUUAAAGGAAAUACUCCAGCAGUUUUUAACUUAACAGCUACAUUGUUAGCAUACGGUCGGUUAAAACCAAAAUUGUAUGGCCGAUUCCAAUUACAGAUUGUUUCCUGCCAAAUUGGCUAAUGGAUGAUUUUUAGUUGUUUUUUUUUUGUUAUUAUUUUAAACCUGAAGCUCACACUAUGUACACUAAAUGAAAACAUGAAACACACUAAGUUUUGGCCCUGUCAUCAGGACCUCUCGAGUUUGAUCCCACUCUCUGGGUGGGCAGGAUGGUGCUAGCCAGUGCAGAACAUGAAACACACUGGCCAAAUUCACAUGUGUUUUAAAUUCAUAAAUGAAAAAUCACUUGCCUAUUUAUUGAGCCAAAUAAAGUGUUACAUCAAAACACAGUGAUUCAUAAUUAUGGUACUAGGCCUUGUAUGAUCAUGAAAUUUUAGCUGACGAUUGAUUGCCACGUAAAUAAUGGUGAUUAAACUAUUAAAACUAUUGAAGUACAAGCCUAAAGUGGUCAGAUUUGCUUCUGAGCUGGUAAUAUUUGGUGGCUCCCAGAAAAACUUACCGAUAAACGCACCCAGUUCAUGUUCGCUUUGUUGUGAUGUGAACAUAUGAUUGUGAAAACUUUAGAAAAUAACUGCAGUCUGCUCAAACUGUUGCAGUCAGGUGAUUAUGUAAUAACUGUGACAGGCCUGUAUGCCUAUAAUGUUUUGGUACUGGUGUAGCAGCAGCGUUCAGGUACAGUGUGAGUGACCUUACUGCCUCACGGUAUUUAAAUCAUAAAUUGCAACACAUCAGCCAAGAUCAAAAUAGUAAGCUGACCAAUACGUGUUAGAAGCAAACAUUUGCUGAUCCUGCUCUACCUCUACCACAGAUGAUAACUUUGACACAUUUCCCAGAAAACUCAUUGAUUUGAAAACACACUGUUAAAACAUAAGAUUGCCAAAAUGGGUUUUUGAACACUUGUGGUUCCCUAAAGAACCUUUCAGUGGAUGGUUCUUCAAAGCAGAUUCUUCAGUGUCCAACAGAUGGUCCACGUUUUUGCAGAAAGCACCCAACACAUAGGGGUGGAGUAAAAAUAUGGACUAUCUCAGGGUCUUUGAGAACCAAAAGACACAUGUAAGUGUGACAAACCUCCACAUAAUGUGUUUUAUACCAAUGAAAGGGUUUUCCUUGUUGAAGCCAAGAACGCUUUAGAAAUCUGUAUCUUUAAGAGUCCAUAAUUGAAGCCAUUGGAAAAGUCAGAGGGGUUUUCUGUUCUAAGUAGGUAAAUUAUUGUCUGUGGUAAUUUUACCAGUUGCAGCAGAAUGAGAUUAAAAUGCUGGAGUAUUCCUUUAAACUAUCAACUUUCUACCACUAUCAUGAGAGGAAGAUGCUAGUUUCCACCACAAGGCCAGUUUUCUGUCAGAACAAGUUUAUCAGCCAUGGCACUAGAUACCUUUGAAGCGUUUUGAGCAGUUAUUGUGUGUAUUGCCUACAUGGCAACAGUUUAGCUUAAUGCAGCAACUCGAGCAAUGGUGUAACACAGGCUGUUCAUUACAAAAUUAACAUGAAAACGCAGAUUGUUCUUAAUACAGAUCAGCUACGCUCACUGAAUGGGUCAUUAGUUUACUUCAGUAACAGUGGCCCAAGUGUCAGGUAUCUCCUGUGCUAGUCAGUGUAAUGUAUUGCUUUUGCAAACAAGAAAUAGGAUACCUAGACUAGCUCCACUGAUAAGGUUUUUGUGAAACAGGACCUGUGAUGGCUUCUGGUUUUGCUGAUCUUUUCUGGUCUUUGUCGUAUCUAAUAGGUGUUUUAACAUCCAUGAAAAACAGUCCUUAUCAUCCCAGCUGCUGGUCAUUUUACCAUCUUAGCAGUUCCUUAGACAUGUUCCAGCUGAGCUACAGAGUUCCAGCUGAGUGUAAAGAAGUUUGUCUACUUGAAUUGAGUGUGGUCAACACUGCGUAGCUGCCCAGAGUUGUAUGGUUUGAGUUUAUGCUAGCCAAUGCCCAGCUUAUAUCUUAGUGAGCAUCGUUUCUGCUGUUUCCAACUGAAGGGGGUCUGAAGCUCUUCAAAUAUAAACUUCAUCUUUAGUCUUCAUCAUUUACACCCAUUUCUCACGAUGUGAAAAAACAGAACACCCCAAAAAAGAUGAAGGAAAAGAACAAGAUCGCAUCAGAUUCAUAUUCCACUUAAAGUGCCUUCUGUUCGUCCACUGGGCCUUCAGCAGAUCAGACAUAACAGAGCGGCCUCCACUUAUGCAAAGAGAGGCCUCUGUUAUUAGGACGCCUGCCUGCCUUUCUGAGGGCCAGUUAAGAAAGAGAAUGGUGACCCCUUGACAUCUGCAAUGUUAUGUUUCAUUUGGAUGCUGUGGGUCAUUCACCCUACCAUUUAAAACCAUGUACAGUGCACCCACAGCCACUGAUCUCCCAAACAACACGGUUACUUUUGUACAUUUUUUUUGAAAACCCCCUGAUUCUUUUGUUUUUGACUGUUUAGAAUUGGGCCUAUUUUAUUUCUGCACCAUGUCCAUGUUUGUGAGGCAUCUCCGAGUGGGAGCGCUGAUCUAGGAUAAGCUACCUCCUGUCCGUGUAUUGUAUUUGUAAGGAUGUGAUGAGCUAAAACUGAUCCUAGACCAGCGCUUUUAAUUUGAAGAAGUUUGAGAAAUGCAGCCCUGUAUCUGUGACAGAAUCCGAGAUUGUUAAGAUUAGAAAGUUACGUUUUCUGCCCCCUCCCCCUCCCCCUCCCCCUCCUGAUUGUGACUAGUGAGUUCUACUCUUUUUAAUUUCCUGAUGUAACUGAUGGGGGCACGUUAUGAGCCCUGAUUAGAUGUAUAGACUGUUAACAUUCUAGCAUAUUUUAGUAGAUAAAGAAACAAUCCAUCACGAAAAUGGAUGUCGAUGGAUGGAUCGGGGGAUUCCAUGCGUCAGUGUCUAAUUCUUUUCGGGGGCUAAAAAAAAAAACGAAAAGGGGGUAUUUUUUGUGGAGGAAAAACUGUGUCUAGGUUUGCUUCUGUAUUUGCCAAAUAUACGUUUAAUUAAAAAAAGGAAAAAGCUGUAUUUUCUUACAUGGAAAAAGUGUUACAAGGAAUGGUACAACACCACAGGAAUACGUCCGGUCAAAAUUCUCAUCAUUUCAAAAAUGUCUGGAAACCAGCCGGAGCACAUCUAACAACACCGUGAGCAGUACAAACCAUGUCAUUGUUGUGUGGAAUUGGUCUACCAUUAAAACAUUCCCUCAGA
This is a messenger RNA of Colossoma macropomum (tambaqui), 5925 nucleotides long. RefSeq names its product vitamin K epoxide reductase complex, subunit 1-like 1 (gene vkorc1l1). Gene Ontology annotation, biological process: peptidyl-glutamic acid carboxylation; vitamin K metabolic process. Gene Ontology annotation, molecular function: vitamin-K-epoxide reductase (warfarin-sensitive) activity. The coding region runs from base 54 to 581 and encodes 175 amino acids. The transcript is spliced from 3 exons. Lineage: Eukaryota; Metazoa; Chordata; Actinopteri; Characiformes; Serrasalmidae. The record is from RefSeq and is a predicted model, not a curated record.